AGGUCGCCAUGGCGGAACCGCCCGAGAAGUCCGAGGCGGUUCCGGAGGAGAAGGAGAAAACCACGGAGGAACCCAAGGAGGAAGUGACGGAAGUGAAGGAGAAAGCGGUGGACAAGGCCACCAAGGAAGCGACGAAAAAGGCGCCCCGCCAGGAAGCCUCACCUGUGAUGCUUGCGGCCUUGGUUCUGGGCGCUCUGGCUCUGGCCAGCACCAUUGCUGUGGCACAAGCCGCGAGUGAGGUUGGGCUUCAGCGGUGGAUGGCCUCACUGUCGGAGAAGCACGUGGUGCCUCCACCGGAAGUGCCCAACAAUGUUUGCACCAUCCAAUUUUGCCAGAGCUGAGGUACAAACGGGCUGUUUAAUCAAAUAGCCCAGCUGAUCCACACUCGCGCCUCUGCGCCGCUGCGCGUGCAGCCGGCACCCUAUCCUGCACCACCGCUGAUGCAGUUCUAUUCCAGCAUUGUGAGUUACAUGCAAAUUCUUCUCAUAGGCAUCGUGCUCUCUGUAGAUAUCCUUCCAGAGGGUAUCCGGGAGAACAAGAUGUCUGCGGUCUUCGCCAUUUUCAUGGUGACCAACAUGAUCGCGUCCGCGCUCACCAAGACCAACGCGUUUGAAAUCUACGUGGGCGAAGAUUUGAUCUGGUCCACCAUGGCCAGACAACGAAGCCCCAAUCUACAGGACCUUGUGAAGGGCUUUGCCUCAGUGGGGGUUGAAAUUCUCUCCCAGUAGCGGAGGAGUAAAAGAAAAUGCACGCCUCGCGGCCGAAGAACUCUUCGGCAACGGCGGGGGGUGGCGAUGAAAGGAUUUGGAGAACCAGACACCAUCCUAAACCAUUGUAGAGGCCAGGCGGCCAGGCCAUUCCAUCCCAUAUGAUCCAUGGUGCUGG
Cladocopium goreaui is the source of this 885-nucleotide messenger RNA. Lineage: Eukaryota; Dinophyceae; Suessiales; Symbiodiniaceae. The record is from the annotation of a GenBank genome assembly.